UUUCUCAUUGAGUUUUUAGUUGGCCAACGAGUAAGACCUGUAAAAAACACAAAAUUACAGUCGGUUAAAUAUAAACCUCUAAAUUUUUGUUUCAUUAAUUCAAAGCAAAAAUGCAGUCCCAAAAGAAAUUGUACAACUACUUGGUUAAUAUGACGCGUUAUGCGCAGCAAGCUGGUUCCUAUAGCACUCGUCCUACUGUGAUGGCCAUGCAGGCACUUCCCAAUCGUCAAGUCCAGGAGCUCAACUUCCCCAAGACUGAGGUCAGUCGAAGUGGACUUAAGGCGGGCGACCGCCUUCCCACCGCCGUUAGUCUGCUCAGCCGAAGUAUUCCGGCGAACCCCAUGAUAUCCGAGGUCAAGACGGCUCACGUUCAGUAUGAAAAGUCUUUGACCGAUUUGGCCAAGAGUGCUCGCAGUUUAUACAAGAAUGCGCGUUUGAGGGACAUAUCCCCUCAAAAGUCCAAAUUCCAAGGAGUUGAUACCCAUGGCUUGGGAACUUCAGGAGCAAGGAAGCCAAGGGUUUGCCACAUAACCGAGCGGCUUACCAAGCUAUUUUUCUAAGAGCCAUGGGAUUUCCCGAAAGAUAAUGGGUCAACAAAGAAGUGAGCUUACGGAAUAUAAAAAAACGUGUAGGUUUAUAGCUUUUGUAAUGUUUUUUUUUUUUAA
Messenger RNA from Drosophila eugracilis, 665 nucleotides. RefSeq lists its product as uncharacterized. The coding region runs from base 111 to 560 and encodes 149 amino acids. NCBI's taxonomy places the organism in Eukaryota, Metazoa, Arthropoda, Insecta, Diptera, Drosophilidae. The record is from RefSeq and is a predicted model, not a curated record. The transcript has 3 exons.